Eurytemora carolleeae is the source of this 1311-nucleotide messenger RNA. RefSeq lists its product as uncharacterized. The coding region runs from base 1 to 1311 and encodes 436 amino acids. Lineage: Eukaryota; Metazoa; Arthropoda; Copepoda; Calanoida; Temoridae. The transcript is spliced from 14 exons. The record is from RefSeq and is a predicted model, not a curated record.
AUGGAUCAUGUUACCAGGCCUGUUCUGCGGUGCAAAGAUAAGAAGUGUUCUUUUGGAGUUUGGUGGGAGGAAUCUUGUUCAUGUGUUCAACAAGAAAAUGAGGUAUUUGAUUUGUGUUCAUGUGUUCAACAAGAAAAUGAGGGCCGGGACGGGUUUGGUUUGUCUCCGUGUGGUGAUGAAGGCUACACCCUGCUAAUAAACCCAUAUGGAGCUGGAGUGUGUACCUGCCAGGACGGAUAUAUCCUGGAUCAAGAUCAAAAAUGCGCUAAAGACACGGAGGGUGCUCUGACGAGGUUUAUAGAUCUAAGAAAGGAUCUACAAGAGGCUGGACAUGCUAAUAUAGAAAAUUGCUUUCUGGUCAACAAUGGUAUCUGCACCAAAACGAUAAAGUCUGAGAUGGAUUUAGACUCAAGUUCUCGUAAUUCUCUAGCUGAGCUGGUCAACUGGCUGGGAUCCUUUCCACACCCUGCUCAACAAUGCACAGGGGAGAAGAGGGAGGAGGGAGAAAAUGAGGAACAUCAAGAAGAACAGAAGAGGGAGGAGGAUGAAAGUGAAGAGGAUGAGGAUGAGAGGGGAGAUGAAGAGGAUGAGGAUGAGAGUGGGGAUGAUGAGGAUGAGAGUGGAAUAAUUGCUAAGUUUGGGUUUCACAGUCUUGAUUGCUCCCAGGAUAAUGAAGUUGAAUAUAAUGGAGAGUGUGUUAAAAUCUUCUCCAGUUCUGUUUGCCCAAACCAAACCCAGUGGGUUGUUAUGAAGAAAGAGAAGAACACAUUGGAAGCAGUUUGUCAAGAAAAACCUUGCAAAAAUGAUGAAAUUUUUUACCAAAAAGAUUGCAAGUGCCACGGGGUAGAUAGCGAUGCUUGUGGAUUAAAUGAAGACCUGUACAUAAAUAUAUAUGGGUACGGCAUGUGUACAUGCAAACCUAACCAUGCUGUACAUGCAGGGGAUGGAAAGUGCUAUCCAAUUUACAGUACAGGACCGUGUUCUGCUGGAAGUAUGUUUGUACCUUCUACUGAUCUAAGCGGUACAUGUAAACCAACAGUAUGUAUUGAGGGAAAAGUAUAUUUAAACGCAGGUGUAAAUGAAGACCCUGAAAAUGUGAAUGACCCAGACUCGGAUAUAAAUUGUUUUGCUAUUGGUGAUUCAGAACCCUGCGCUGACGAUAAAAAAGUUGGAAUUGAUGAAAAGUUUGAGAUCACGUGUAUCGAAGAUUCCAGAUUAAACCCCUCAAACCAGAACGAGGAGGGAAUUAAAGCUUUUAACAUCUCUCCUACAACAUGUAUUCUAGAUUCUAGGGGUAGAUGCAGGAGGUAA